Messenger RNA from Exophiala aquamarina CBS 119918, 2298 nucleotides. RefSeq names its product alpha-N-acetylglucosaminidase. NCBI's taxonomy places the organism in Eukaryota, Fungi, Ascomycota, Eurotiomycetes, Chaetothyriales, Herpotrichiellaceae. The record is from RefSeq and is a predicted model, not a curated record. Bases 1 to 2298 code for a protein of 765 amino acids. The transcript has 4 exons.
AUGCAUCCUCUUAUAAUAUUGCCCACCCUGUUGGCGUCCCUACCACUCGUUUCAUCUGGCUCUAUACAAGGCCUGACAGAUCUGGUCAAGCGGCACCUCUCAAUACAUGCAGAGGAUAUAUUAUUUGUCCUUCAUGAAGAAAACUACACCUCAACUGCAUCAAACGACGUGUACGUAGUUCGUUGCGAUGCCGGCAAAGUGAACAUCGAGGGAAACUCCGUCACUGCUCUCGCUUCAGGAUUGCACCGCUACCUUGCUGAUGUUGCGCAUGUUGACGUCUACUGGUCCAUUGGGAGCCAGUUGCAUCAGCUCAAGACGUUACUGGCAUGCGAGCCGCUGAAUGGCUCAAGCAUUGUUUCCUGGAGGUAUCAUUUCAACACGGUCACCUUCUCGUAUACCACAGCCUUCUGGUCAUGGGAAGACUGGGAGCUCGAGCUGGACUGGCUUGCUUUACGAGGCGUUAAUCUACCCCUAGCCUGGGUGGGCUACGAGAAAAUCUUGCUGGAAACCUUUCUGGAUGCAGGGCUUGGCCAAGAACAGGUCUUGGAGUUCUUCAGUGGCCCUGCCUUUCAAGCAUGGAAUCGGUUUGGCAACAUUCAGAGCUCCUGGACGGGCGAGCUCCCCAUUUUUUGGAUUGAUUCGCAAUUCGAGCUGCAGAAGAAGAUCCUGAAGCGCAUGAUUGAACUCGGGAUGACCCCCGUGCUACCAGCUUUUACCGGGUUUGUGCCACGAGCCUUUCCGGUAUUGUUUCCGGAGGCUAAUGUAGUCAAUAUGUCGCGGUGGAACGGCUUUAACUCCGAGUUUUCAAAUGUCACAUUUCUGGAGCCUUCUGAUCCGCUUUUCGCACAGCUACAGAAGAGUUUCUUGCAGAAACAGAAGGAGUACUAUGGCAACAUUACUCAUAUAUAUACCCUCGACCAGUUCAACGAGAAUGAUCCUAUAUCUGGAGACUUCGAGGAUCUAGGUUCCCUUGCCAACGCAGUCUGGCAGAGUCUGAAGGACGUAGAUCCAGACGCUAUCUGGAUGCUUCAAGGCUGGUUGUUUUUCUACAGAGCGGACUUUUGGACAAAGGAAAGAGUGAAGGCCUUCCUGGACGGAGUCCCCGAAGAUAACGACAUGCUGAUUCUGGAUCUGUACUCAGAGACAUAUCCGCAGUGGCAAAACCUGGACUCUUACUUCGGCAAGCGAUGGAUCUGGUGCCAGCUCCACGACUUUGGCGGGAAUCAGGGACUAUAUGGUCAAGUCAUGAAUGUGACGAUCAAUUCAGUCGAAGCAUUAGCCAGCUCAGCGUCCCUUGUGGGCUUUGGACUCACCAUGGAGGCCCAGGAGGGUAAUGAGAUUAUGUAUGACCUGCUGUUAUCCCAAGCAUGGUCGUCUUCGCCUAUCAAUUUACCUCAAUACUUCCAUGAGUGGGCAAAGACUCGAUACGAUGAUGCCUCAAGCGGCGUCCUGCCGAAGGCCAUAUACGAGACAUGGGACACCCUGCUGCGGACCGUUUACAACAACACCGACUUGACAUCCGCCUUCUCAGUACCCAAAUCCAUCUUUGAGCUUGCUCCCAACGAAACUGGUCUUUUGGAGAGUCCAACCCAUAUUCCCACCAAGAUCGUGUACGAUCCAACCACUCUCGUAUCAGCUUGGCGCACAUUUCUCGACGCAGCCGAUACCGUACCAUCUCUGAGGUCGAACGUAGCAUAUCAGUUUGAUCUUGUCGAUCUCACACGGCAAUUACUCGCGAAUGCAUUUUAUCCCUUGUACAAUACCUUCCUUGCGCACACCGACCUUAAAAGGGAGGGACUUAACCAUCAAACUUCUCUCAAUGCAGCUACCCAAGCGCAGAACCAAAUGCUCUUCCUCCUGACGACGCUUGACGAUAUGUUGCGAUAUACUCCAAGUAGAUCGCCUGAAUCAUCACUCAUUUCCUGGGUCAACGCUGCUUGCUCAUGGGCAUAUUCCAACACCUGUGCGACGGACUAUAUGGCUCGAAAUGCUAUCAAUCAAGUCACGCUUUGGGGUCCCAACGGCGAGAUCAGCGACUAUGCAUCACGUCAAUGGGCAGGGCUUGUCGGCUCAUACUAUCUGCCACGGUGGCAGAUAUUCACAGAUGCAUACCUAAAAGCAUUUAGAAGUCACGUCUCCGUCAACCAGACAAGCUUGGGGGAGGAAAUAUUAGUUUGGGAGAGGUAUCAGCAAGAAGGUGCAUUGGUACAAAAUAUGGGCGAGUUGAAGAAUUCAGGAGAGUUAUGGGAUGUGGUGAAACGUAUUGAGGAAGAGUGGUGUGACUUAUUGGCCUGUUAG